CAAAUCCAUCCCAAAGAGUGCGAACUGACGGCCGAACAGUUUGACGAGAAGGAGACACUCAUGAAGGAGACAAAGAUUGUCAACAUUCCUCUGACACAACUCUAUGUCAUUAGCGAUGGCGACUGCGAGGACCAGUUCCACAGAACCGCUCUCAUCAUCGAACAAAUUCGCUUCUUUUACGGCCAUCUGUGGCGCCCGUGGGAUGAGAUGACGAGCAGCGAGACGGCCGGUCACGAGCCCUUUGUCGAGACCAAACUCCUGCCGCGACUCGAGUUGGCGUUUGAUAUGAAGGAUAAAAUCAUUCCUCAGUCGACGAUAAACCGGAUUAAGAACUUGUUGUCUGAGGGCUGGGCUAUUAAGCGCACGCUUGAAGCCAUCGAUUCCUCCACAUCUUUCGGCGAAAUGGAUAUCAGUAUCGAAGACAAUAGUGAUGUCGAUUACAUCAAUGAACCCGAUUUGGUUCAGGCCUUGAAACUUAAGCUUAGGCUCGAAGACAUUGAGCGUGAGAUGAGACUACUCGAAGACAAACACUUGCGGAUUAUAGUGUCGUCUCUCCGGUCAUGCGGUGAUAGCAAUGGGUUUGGCAUUGAGUUGCCCUCACAGUCACAGCAAAACAAAAUCCAUUUAAUCGCCCAAAAGUUUACUUUGGUUUCAAUGAAAGACAUAACGUCUUCAGUUUCAGAGAUGAUAAACGACACAACAGUUGAGUUUGAGUUUCACAAAAACUUCGGUCAAGCGUUGGCUUCCGUUAAAUCUGGUGAUAAGAUCUUCGUAAUGCCCGGACUCUACUCGUGUCCGAUUCUUCCUUGGAUUGAAUCCGAUAUCGAAGUGAAGGGAAUUUGCGGAACCGCUGAUGAGAUCAUCAUUGAAGCCAAAGAGUCGAUCGGAGAUAUAUUUAUUAAUUGCAAUGCACUCAAAGUGGUCUUCUCUGGUCUCACGUUUCGGUCCACUUCCGAACUCCAGUGCCUUCUUAUGAUUCAUAAGGGAUUCGUUACGUUCAACGACUGCGUCCUCGACGGCAACCAUCAGACAAGGAAUGCGUUGAUUGUGUUGUCCAAAGCGAAGGUCGAGAUCGAGAACUGCAGAAUCGUUAAUGAGAGCGGAAAUAGCAUUAUAUCC
Messenger RNA from Medioppia subpectinata, 1119 nucleotides. The record is from the annotation of a GenBank genome assembly. NCBI's taxonomy places the organism in Eukaryota, Metazoa, Arthropoda, Arachnida, Sarcoptiformes, Oppiidae.